AUGACUGAUAUCCUAGAGCGCUUAGCUGAUAGACAAGGCUCUGGAUCGUUCAACCAACCUGGGGGUCAGGAAAAAGGAGAGGAUAGAGCCUUAGAGAAGUUCUUAAAGUUCAACCCACCUAAGUUUCUUGGAGAACCUGAUCCUGAAACAGCGGAGAAUUGGUUAGAGAGGAUGACCAAUAUAUUCACUGCUCUAGACUAUUCUGAGGAUAGAACUCAAACCUCUUGGACUUGGGAGAAUUUCACGAGUGAGUUUACUGAAAAGUUCCUGCCACCCUUGAUUCAAGAAAAGAGAGAGGAUGAAUUUAUCAAGUUGAAACAAGAAGCCCUUAGUGUGGUAGAGUAUGCAGGAAAAUUCACUAAGCUUUCUAAGUAUGCUCCUGAGCUAGUAGUCAAUGAACGGAAGAGAAUAAAGCGGUUCAUGCAGGGACUUAAUGUGAAAUUUCAGGAGGGAUUGGCAGCAGCCCAAAUUUCUACCUUUACUGAGCCUUUAGAGAAAGCGCAACAGGUAGAAAGUGCAAGAAUGCAAGUUAAAGACUUUCACAAUGGGAAGAGGAACUUUUCUAGUCAUACUUCUGGACAGACUAGUAAGAGUUGA
This is a messenger RNA of Coffea arabica (coffee), 597 nucleotides long. The record is from RefSeq and is a predicted model, not a curated record. Lineage: Eukaryota; Viridiplantae; Streptophyta; Magnoliopsida; Gentianales; Rubiaceae.